Strongylocentrotus purpuratus (purple sea urchin) is the source of this 1836-nucleotide messenger RNA. Its product is annotated as angiotensin-converting enzyme-like. Gene Ontology annotation, biological process: proteolysis. The record is from RefSeq and is a predicted model, not a curated record. Bases 22 to 1470 code for a protein of 482 amino acids. Lineage: Eukaryota; Metazoa; Echinodermata; Echinoidea; Camarodonta; Strongylocentrotidae. The transcript has 9 exons. Gene Ontology annotation, cellular component: plasma membrane. Gene Ontology annotation, molecular function: peptidyl-dipeptidase activity; metallopeptidase activity.
UAUGGUUACGUGCGAGGCGAAAUGCAGGGAAUCUAUCUCAACGGCAAGGUCUGUGCUCCCCGCAUGUUCCCGGGUACUCCUCGGACAAGUCACCAUUGCCUCCCGAUGGAACCAGAUCUAAAAGACUUGAUGGCGAAAUCGCGUGAUGCCAACGAGCUGCUAUGGGCGUGGCAGGGUUGGCGAGAUGCAGUCGGUCGACCAAUGAAAGACCUUUAUGCAAUCUACGUGAACUUAUCCAAUGAAGCUGCUAUGAGUAAAGGUUUUUCUAACGAAGCGGAAUCAUGGCUGCACAAAUACGAAGAUCCCAAUUUCGUUGAUGACGUCGACUCUCUUUGGGAGUCUAUAAAGCCGAUCUACAUGCAUGUGCAUGCCUAUGUCAGACGGAGACUCGUCGAGGUUUAUGGAUCCGACAUUGUGGAUCCUCACGGACCAAUCCCCGCCCAUCUGCUUGGAAACAUGUGGGCACAAGAAUGGAACAAUAUUUAUGACAUCGUGGAACCAUAUCCGGGUCAUGGCACCAUUGACGUCACGAAGAAGAUGAGGGAGGACGGAUGGACAGCAGAAAGCAUGUUCGGUGUUGCCAAUCAGUUCUUUGCGUCACUCGGACUUGACUCAAUGCCAAGUAGUUUCUGGACCAAAUCAAUGAUGGCUAAACCAAAAGAUCGCAAAGUCUCAUGCCAUGGAGCUUCUCAUGAUUUGUACAAAAAUAAAGAUGUGAGAAUCAAGAUGUGUACCGAGGUGAACAUGCAGGACCUAUUCACCGUCCACCACGAGAUGGGUCAUUGUCAGUACUACCUGCAGUACCGUAACCAACAUGUCUUGUUCCGCGCUGGAGCUAAUCCUGGGUUCCACGAGGCAGUUGGGGAUACCGUGUCUCUGUCGGUGGUAACACCCAGUUAUCUGCACCAUCUUGGUCUCUUGGAGCAACCUCAGUCUGAUUACAAAUCCGACAUCAACUUUCUGAUGAAGGUGGCGCUGUUCAAACUAGUCUUUCUACCGUAUGGUCUCCUGGUUGACAAAUGGCGUUGGCAGGCUUUCAGAGGGGAGAUACAACCAGAUGAGUAUAACCAGGCCUGGUGGAACUUACGGAAGCAAUACCAAGGGGUUCAGUCACCCAUUCCACGCAGUCCUGAAGACUUUGAUCCAGGCGCGAAGUUUCACGUAGCUACGGGUACACCGUACGUAAGAUAUUUCGUUAGUUUCGUCAUCCAGUUCCAAUUCCACAAGGCGCUAUGCGAUGCAAAGGGACACCAGGGACCACUUCAUCUAUGCAACGUUUAUGAUUCUAAAGAAGCUGGACGAAAAUUCAGAUCUAUGUUGGAGAUGGGAGCCAGUGAACCUUGGCAUGACGCCAUGGAGGUCUUGACAGGGCAACGCAAGAUGGACGCUCAGCCUCUCUUAGAUUACUUCCAGCCUCUUACUGACUGGCUUCUCAUUGAAAACGAGGGCAAAUUUGUUGGAUGGAGUUGAACAUUGUAGCUGGACUUUGUUUUAGAAAUAGAAAGGAGUUGAAUCGUUUGCAGUUUUAACAGUUCGCUGUUUGAUAUUGCGUUCCGUCGCAUUCCUUCUCCAAGGGGCGUUUCCAACAGUGGACGGAGCCGGGGUACGCCCCCUAUUUGAAGGCCCAGAGAAGUGUCAAUAAGUUUUACAAUGGCCCUUAUCCUCGCCCCAGUCAGUUGAGUAUGCGAAAUAUGGUAAACCCCUGUUUACCGGAUUCCAGGUACUCAGCCGACCUUACAACCCUCUUCCAGAAUAAAACGAUGAACAAUUUUUUGGGGCGAGUUCAAGAUUAGAUGAUCCGAUAAUUGCUCAUUUUCUCCGGGCUUUCAAUAUCCU